AUGAGCGAGCGCCGGUCUAAUUUGAGUUUGGCUGUCGCACAUCGUGGCCAAGACGGCAACCACCAGAUGAUGGCGAAUGAACAGGAAGCGUAUAGGCUCUUCUUCGUCGACAAGGACCAUCCAAAACAAAUUCAAUCCGUCACGAUUCUGAAAACCGCGUUCGUUGAAGAUCUUCAGCAUCAAAUCCAACAGCGCCGUUACAAGAAUGUGGACCCGUCCGAACUGGAUUUAUUCCAGGUAGACAUAUCGGAUGAAGGCGAUUUAGCCCAGAAAAUCGAGGGGAAAAGCAAGGACCUGGGUUCGCCGCUCCGUGCAACUUACCCCAUCUACGAGUGCUACGCAUCACCACCACCAGCGAAAAUGGUGCAUAUCCUCGUCAGGUGCUCUGCGUCGCCCCAAAAGUUCGAAUCGGUCAAAUCCCAAGCAGAAGACUACAUCUCCCUCGAACUGUCCAACAAGGGCACAUACAUGAAUGCCUCGAUCGUCAACGUCCAUGAAUGUGGCAUAACCCAAACAGAAUUUCCUCCCCCAAGCCUCGAAGAGUUUCGCCGGAGCCUAAGAAGACGACGCAUUUACCGGACACAAGACGCAGUUUUGAUGGAGCAAGUCGAACGCCAAUGUGAUGAGAUAGGUCUCAAGUUUGAAGACUACUUCCAACCAGAAGGUUUGACGAAUCCGAUCAAUAAAAGUGGUCUUUUCGGGAAGGCCGAAGCACGGCACUACUCCGACAUACUUAGAGAGCCCGAAUACCUCAAUUUAGCAUACUACAAAACCGCCAAAGAAACCGUAGUUCAUUCUCUGCUCGCCAAAUUUAUGCAUUCAAACGACAGCUCUCCCGCCUCCCCGUGUGAAUACCUCUUUAACGCAUCCUGGAAUGUUCCCAUCGUGGCGAGGUUACGUAACUCGAAUAGUUGCGUCCAAACGACUCCAAGAAGCGACAUGCUUCUCAACACCGAUCGAUUACCCAUGGUAAUCAUGGAGAUUGCGGGAGAAGAUGAAUACAAGAUGAUGCUUCAAGCAGGGGCGUUAUUAAGGAUGGCGCAUUACUUGAAAUACGAUGAGCUCAUCGUGACUGCGAUCUACAUCAGUAACGACUUUAUUGCGACCCGAUACUUGUUCUGCCUUUCGGACCCAAAGUCGAAGCAGGUUGUUUAUACCAAGGAUCGGUUUAUCCUUACAGAAGGUCGCGAUCUAUUCGAAAUGGUCUUGGAGCUCUACAAUUUGAUGGCUCUGUCAAAACAACAAAGCUCGAAUCUCUCGCAAGAUAAAAUAAAACUAAUGACUGCAACGGUCAACGCGAAAAACUUCCCUAAAAUGACUGGGACACCUAGAGCAUCCAAACGAACUCGUGAGGAUGACCGCACCAACCCUAGCGGCAAACGAAUAAACACAAAUCAAGGAGGCACAGACAGAAUGAAUGAACGCAUCAUCAAUGCAGGAUAUGCUCUGGCGUGGCACCAUCUUCCACAGGAUGGGAAAGAUAUAUUCGAACUUCUCUUUCCGUUCCCCGACAAUGUUCGCGAAGCGACGAGGCGGGACGGACUCUCGGUCAUCAUCAAGCGAGUCAAACAUAGAUCAGAGGUAGACAUCUUGAGGUACCUUGAGAGUCGUGGAGGCGUAAAUGACCAUAUAAUUGCGUUACUCGACGUGCUCGAGUUCGACGUGCAAUGGCUUAUCGUCAUGCCUAAGCACGUCAGGCUCCGUGAGGCUACGCAUCUGUUGUCAACGUCCUCUGCUGUCUAUUCGUUUCAAAAGCAGUUCCUCCAAGGUGUCGCGUUCAUGCACGCCAAUGGAGUUGCGCACCUGGACCUCAAGCCGGAUAAUGUUGUCGUUGACUUUGGAAAGAGGUCAAGGGACAAAGACCAAGGCACGCUUUAUAUUAUCGAUUUUGGAGUUGCAGAGAUGACUGUGACGACAAGCACGACGAUGAAGGACUUGUGCGGGACGUAUGGUUGGACUGCACCGGAGAUUCAAGACGGCCAAACUUGGAGUCCUAUCUUGGCGGACAGAUGGGCGUGUGGAAAGGUGCUACUCUAUAUUGGCGAGCAAAUCAAGUGGACCUCGCGCGUGCAGGACCUUGUACGGCAAUUGAUGGAUGAUGAUCCUCAGGCUCGACCUCCCAUAGACGUCAUCCUCGAGCAUAUUUUUGGGGGACCAUGA
This is a messenger RNA of Serendipita indica DSM 11827, 2160 nucleotides long. Lineage: Eukaryota; Fungi; Basidiomycota; Agaricomycetes; Sebacinales; Serendipitaceae. The record is from the annotation of a GenBank genome assembly.